UCUCUCUCUCUCUCUCUCUCUCUCUCUACCAAUUUCUCUCUCUACCCCCCACCCUACAUCUAUAAAAUUGUAAGAGAGAAAAGUAAGAAAUUGGAAGGGAGCUGGCUCAUGAAAAUUUCAUGUUCUGUUUCUUGUAUAAGUAUACCUCUCCUCUGCUAAUUAGCUAAUGACCCAAAACAUCUCUCUCUCUCUCUCUCUCUCUCUCUCUCUCAUUCAGAAGAAGCACACACAGACAGUCUGUUUCCUUUUUGGGUAUUUUUUGAGGCUUCUAUUUUGUUUUGUUUCAUAAAUCUUAUGUCUUUAUAAUUAAUUUUCCCACAUCGUUUCAUCCCAUCCCAUUAAACAAUGAAAAUGGCAUAUUACCAUUCAUCCUUUCCCCUCUAUAGGAAACACCCAUCAUUGCUCCCAACAAUCGUUUUCAACCUUAGAAACCUGAGCUGCUUCUUCUUCUCCUCCUAAAGAUAUUCCCUCCUCAUAAUCCCAUUCCUCUCUCUCUCCUCUCUCUCUCUCAUCCGUUUAAAUAGCACCCUCUUUUUUUUUAAUCCCACACAAAAUAUUUCAAGCUUUCUACACAAGCAAAACAAAAGAUAUUUGAAAAGAAAUUGAAAAGGAGAGGAAGAUUAAAAAUGGAUCCUUCGUCCACCAACUCUGUCAAUGGCUUCUAUUCGUUUCUGACUCGAGGGAUCGACGAUCUCGAAAGGGUCUAUCUUUCGAACAACUUCAUGUCAAUCCAAUUCCUCCAAAGGGCUCUUUCCCUUAUUCGAUCUUUCCACUCCCAGCUGACCCUUCUCGUCCAGAAGCUCCACUUGCCCGUCGGGGACAAGUGGCUCGACGAGUACAUGGACGAAAGCUCCAAGCUUUGGGAAGCCUGCCAUGUCCUUAAGUCCGCCGUCUCCGCUAUGGAGAAUUACUACACUUCCGGCCUCAACAUCACCUCCACCCUCGACUCCCACCGCCAUCUCACUCCCCAGCUCUCUCGCCAGGUGGUGCGCGCGAUUUCUGGGUGUCGGCGAGAGGCGUUCGGAUUGGAGGAGGAGAACAGGGGGCUGAUGGAAACGAGAAUCCAGCCGCUGUCGCUCAAAUUCGACGAAAGGGUCUCCAUCGAAUCGAAGCUCAAUGGGUUCAAUGGGUUCAGGGGAGUCCUGUACGCAAUGAGGAACGUGAGCUCGCUGCUACUCAUGAUCUUGCUGUACGGACUGGUGUUCUGCUUGCCGGAGGAGGAGUCGAGCUUCUGCAGGGGAGGGUACAACGAGGGGUGCAUGAUCUUCGGAUCAUCGUUCAUGAUAUCGACGGCGAGGCUGCAGCAGAGGGUGGCGGCGGAGAUCGGGCAGAUCAGAGAGAGGCCGGGGGUUCUGAUGUGGGAGUUCAGGAGGUCGAAGGGGGCGAUGGAGGAGCUGAGGGGGGAGCUGGAGAGGGGGGGCCCACAGGGGGUGGUGGAGUGGGAGGUUGACGGCGGCGGGAUUAGGGAGGGAGUGGACAACUUGAAAGCGUGUUUUGGGGUGCUGAGAUCUGGUGCGGAGAAUAUUGCGAGCCAACUUGAUGAUUUCAUUGAUGAAAUUGUUGAGGGGAGGAAGAAGCUUUUGGACUUUUGCAGUCAUAGGUGAAAAAUAAAAAAGUAAAACAAUAUUACAGAGUAGAGAGAGAGGUAAUUAGUUAUUGGGUUUUAUUUGUACCUUUUUAACCCUUCUUCUUACUUCUGUUUGUAUUUUUUAUUACCACCUUUCUUUUCUCUCGCGCAUUCUCCA
Malus domestica (apple) is the source of this 1745-nucleotide messenger RNA. RefSeq lists its product as uncharacterized. Lineage: Eukaryota; Viridiplantae; Streptophyta; Magnoliopsida; Rosales; Rosaceae. The record is from RefSeq and is a predicted model, not a curated record.